GUAUUGUCCAUCCAUCCAUCCAUUGUCUGCCGCCAGCCGAGCUACAUCAGCCGCACGCCGACCAGACUCACGUGUCUGAAACACACGACAGGCAACAGAGAGACAGGGAGGCGACGCGCGUUUAUUGAGUGGGUGCAGCUGGGGAUGGUCUGCCCGUCUCUCACCCGGUGUGCCGCGCUCGACAGACAGGGUGCUGACGAGCAUGCUGACCUUGCACAGACCGGUGCCGACCAGCUGCGCCAGGAAAGGCUGCUCAACGCGACGAGGCGACCCGAAAGUCAUCUUGAUCUGAGUCCUCUUGUGGCCCUGGCGACGCGACCAGAGAGACGUAAAGCAGAUUGCCCAGUGGCCAUCUGUCUGUCUGUCUGUCUGUCUGUCUGUGUAAGGGAUGUUUGGCGUGUGUCGGGCACCUUGAGCUUGUCGCUGAAUGAGGUCACAGCGGUCAUCAUGCUGCUGUAGAAUGCCUCGAACUGGUCAUCCGCUACCGUGUCUGAAACAAACGAACAGACAGACAGACAGACAGACAGAAGCACCAUACACACAGACGCCACGCCGAAUAGCUCUCCCACUUAUUUCCGUUUCCCCCUCCUUACUCUUCACGUCAACAUGCACUUCCUCGAUCGGCGGCAGCUUCGUGGUGUCACGGUGCCACAGACAGGGGUGGUCGCGGUGCUGGGGGUCCGUGAAGGUGAGUGCGUCGGCCGAUAGGCUGACACACACUGACGACAGGCUCCUCUCUCCCCGCCCCCUGCUCUCCCACGCCGUCUGCAGCCGCUCCAGGUACUGCCACACCUCACGAACAGGUGCAAUCGCUGAUGCGUCGAUGUGCGACAGGCUGGGCAUGCCGGAGGCGACCUCCACUGCGCGCGUCUUCUUGGCGAGUGCACCACCGACCAGCCGUAGGGUGUGGGCGGCGGCGAAUGCGUCGUCCGUGAUGGCCGCGGGGAUGCUCUCGUCACGCCCGCUGUAAGUCACAGUGCCGGCAGUCUUAACGAAGCCGCCGAUGAGCUUCUGGGCAGCGGGAGUGCCGGUGCUGCGGCUGGGCGCAAUCUGGCUGAGCGAGAGGAGCUCCGCGUCAAUGCGUCCAGAUGUGCCGUCGUCGUUGAGCGCGAAGACCUCCUCCCAGACUACCUCGGGAGCCGCAACGGCCUCACUGAUAGUACACGAAGCACAAUCAUGUGCUGCCCCCUCUCUCUUUCUGCAUCCUUACAUGAGCCGGGCAGCGCUUCCUGACCACGUCACAGCACCGUUAAGACUCGGCAUACACCUCACGGUGAUCUUGACCUCGCAAACGGACCGCUUGGCGCCUCUCGCCACCAUCACGUCACGCAGCAUGUCGAUCCCGCUCCCGUUGGUAUCCACCCGCACGACCUCAUGCAUAGACACACCUCGCAGUGUGCGCAGCGCCGCCAGCGACUUGCCGUCGGCGGGCAGCGCGCUCAGCAGACCGGCCGCGCUUGCGAAGUAGAUGUUCUUGAGGUCAAGCACCUCAAUGGCCUCACAGCCGCCAACCCACACAUUCAGGCCCUUCCACUCCUUCAGGCCAUACGAUGACUGACCCAAAUCGGUCCCGACGCUGAGCGUCGUGACGGCAGGGGUGCGCCACUGGCGGUCUGCGCGAGCCGAGAUGCACUCGAGGGGGAUGUUGUUGACGGUCUUGAGUGCCGGCAGGUGGAUGGGGGAGGUGGGGGCGGGGGGCAGGUCAGAUGAGGGGAGAGGGUCGGGGAAGAGAUUGCUUUCGUAGGGCCAGACGGCCUCGAAUGACAGCACCUCCAAUGUGCCGUCGUCAGCCGACUGCCCGCAGCCGUCAGCUUGCCGUGCCGCAGCUGCCGCAGCUGUCCCCUCCCUCUCGCGCUUCUGUUUGGCUGCCAUGGCCGCUCGGCCGCUGGCGUGGCCUUCUACCAGCGCCACCCACGUCCCGCGACACCAAGCCUCUCGACCCACGGGGCGCCGGCGCUUGAUCUCUCUGAUGUUAGUCGCCCUCUUCCCCCACCUCUGCGCCACGGCCAGUGGCAUGGCCGCCCACAUGGGCCUCGCCGUGUCGUCCUCACAGUCGAUGACCAGCUUGGCGUAGCUGGCGGCCGACUGGGUGAAGAGGCGCCUGCCGAGGGGCCGGCGGUAGCGCGUCAGCUCCCAGGGCUGCAGGUGGCCGAACACGUUGAAGAGAUCAUCACACGACAGACGGCGACGGGCCUGAGGGCAAAGAGAGAAGGCAUUCAUACGUUAAGGUGGGUUUGAUGUAUCAGGUCUAUCGUGGUGUCAUUCUCACCGGUUCUUCUAAUUCGGGUGGACAGCCGCUCUCCUUGACCAGACGAUACGAUGGCCGCCGCGCCUGUGACCAACACAUGCGGCGGAAUGGACACAGUGCUCUAUUCUGACUCUUUUGGGUGGAUGAUGUGCACCUGUGGCUGUUGGUCGGUCUCUGCAGCUGCCGAGCUAUUGGCUGGUGGCGGCGUGGCGGCGGCCGUCAGAGCAUCCACGGCUCCCGAGAGGCCCGACUCGACAGACGACAGCUGAGUGACGGCGGCUUUGACAUAAGACUCCAGAAGGGACAGCUGAGUGGGCACCAGCAGCGACUCAUGGGACGAUGCCUGCAAGACCACCGAAGGGCACCAAACAAUGUGCCGUGACCUGCUGCCUGGUGCGGACUCUGCGUGUACCUCGGCAGGGUGAUUGGCAGGGUCCAGCCGCUUGAUCUUCGACAGAUGAGCACCAACCUGAUGCAGAGAGGAACAACAAACACAGCGAGAGGGUGUGGCGCUGGGCCUGUCAGGUGCGUUCAUCACAGCAUACCUCCGAGUGAAGCUGCCGCAGCUGGUCCAGGCCUUGCUCCACACGCGCCGCCUGAUCCUUCAACUGAACACAACACACAACACACAACAUGACACCACAGCCGUUGGAUGGAAGCUGCUGGCUUCUCUUGCCCGUCAGUCCGCCACCCACCUGAGCUGUAUCCAUGGCGCCGAUCAUAUGCCGCUAUCAACGGUCCGCAUGAACGGCGA
Molecule: messenger RNA, 3002 nt
Organism: Vitrella brassicaformis
Lineage: Eukaryota; Vitrellaceae
Source: the annotation of a GenBank genome assembly